Molecule: messenger RNA, 2652 nt
Organism: Ictalurus punctatus (channel catfish)
Lineage: Eukaryota; Metazoa; Chordata; Actinopteri; Siluriformes; Ictaluridae
Product: transcription factor 20
Exons: 7
Coding region: 350-1801 (483 amino acids)
Biological process (GO): regulation of transcription by RNA polymerase II
Cellular component (GO): nucleus
Source: RefSeq, a predicted model, not a curated record
UCAACAGCGCCGCGGUAAUCGCUGCCGUGACGUAGUGACUUUUAUUUUGAAAUCAAAGGACGUUAAAAGGUUCCUGUCGGCCAUCUUAAAAUCUGUUAGCCCUCUGAGUCACAGUGUUCAGCUAAUUUGUUUAAAUAAUAUAAAAACAUAUAUAUGCUGUAUAUAUGUAUAUAUAUUAUUUAUAUUUAUUCAUAUAAUUCAGUUUUAUUGUAUGAUUUUACACAAAAAUAUUUUUUAUUCAGUAAUUUGUGCCUUUAGUGUUGUCGCCUUCAGGGGUUAAUGUUCCUGAACUCGGUGAAUUGAACAUAUUUCUCCGCACAGUUGGCUAGUUUAUUUUGCCGGCUCAGUUAUGGAUCCUCUGAGCCGGCUGAACGUCACGCGUCUUCAGGAUCCGCUUCCCACGCCUCUGGAUCUCACCAAGCAGAUCUCCGAGGCUCUGGAUCUGGUGCGGAAGAAGCGGAGCCGGAGCGACCACGCCUCAGGGACCGACGGUAUCCGUUCUCCUCGCUCGGAGUUCGGGUACGAGUCCACAUGUGUGCCUUUAAACGCCUCCCUGCCAAACGGGCUCGCCCACCAACCUGCGAAGACUCUGAUGAUCGCUACGGGAAACGUCCAGACUGAUGACGUGACUGUAAAAGAAACCGAGUGGCAGCACAGGACGGGAGGGGGAAAAAACGAAAGGAAGGGCGCUCCUCCAUCACGAUUACGUUCCUGGUUACCCACUGUCGAAAUCCUGUCGUCGGAGUGUUCCGGAUCCGUACAUGUGGAGAGCAUUUCCAGCGAUGACAGCGGUGUGAUCGAAAAUUCUUCUCCGAACCUGAUAGAAUGGGACGUGAUCCAGGAUAGCGACUCGGUGGAAUCCAGAAACAUACCGUCUACCUCAGAGGCGGAAAAUACAGACUUCUUUAAGCCGACACAGAAUGGAUCAACGUCAUCGUCAUCGUCGAGCCAGGAGAGGGCGCCAGCGACUAAGGAAAAUCAGAGAAACCAACAGCGCGCCAGUUCUUCAGCAGGCAAGAAAGCAACAGCGAGUGCGGCGAAGAGGAGGAGGAAGAAGAAGAAGCGCUCCGGUUUAUCCUCCUCGUCGUCUGCGUUUCCUUCCCACGAACCCGAGAUCAAGCUGAAGUACGCGAGCUGCAAGGAGGGGAAGCGAGAAAGCAGAGGGAAAUCCUUCGCACCAUACGUCCGCAUGGAGUUCUCUGCCUGCACCGUCGUCAACUUCGAGGAAGACGGCGACUUCCAGGCGAGGAAGCCCCGACAGCCCGUGACGUCCCCCGGGAUCGUCCCCACCACGUCGUGUUUCCAGCUGGGACGCCUCGGGUCAGAGGGCAAGCGGCAGACCGGCGAGAUGUGCUGCCUGUGCGGCCGGAUGGCCAACGCCACAGGUUUGGGCGACCUGCAUGGACCGUACCAUCUCCACGGACCCGACAGGAAGACGUCUGCGGAUCUCCUGAUAAACAGACACGAAGAUGCCAGCGCAAAGAAGAAUCGGACGUCAGUUGAGGUCGGAGAACGCUGGGUUCACGAGGACUGCAGUAUCUGGUCGGCAGGCGUUUUCCUCGUUAAAGGAAGGCUGUACGGACUGGAGGAGGCGGUCAGGAUCGCGCAACAAGCCGUCUGCUCGUGUUGCCACAGAUGUGGUGCCACGCUGGGAUGCUUCUUCAAAGGCUGCCCGAAUAAAUACCACUUCCCCUGCGCUCUCCAGGCUGAAUGUGUGUUUAAUGAGGAAAACUUCACUCUGAGAUGUCCGAAGCACAAGAGUAAAUCAGGACUCGGCGUGAGCAGACUGCAGAACAGGUGAACUCGUGUGAUUUUCGUGAAUGGGCGCGUGAGAGUUCACAUCAGGGUUUGUUGUCCUUCACGUACAGUAUUGAAGUGUUUACAUUCUCCUCACAUGUAGAGGAACGUCUCUGAAACCCGACUGCCUUCACCUUCACUGCCGCUGCCUUUUUUCAGUAAAUAAGCGUUUGUUCUGAGCGCGCUGAAAGUUUUUAUUCAGCCACGCCUCGUUCCUUUAUCGGAUUUCAGAGCCUGAUGUUCAUCCACUUGUUUUUUUUAAUGAUGUGUUUUUUGUUGUUAUUGUUUUGUUGUUAUUGUUUUCCAACCAAAAGGGUGUUUGCAUUUUUUAAAAAAUUUUUUUUACUUUAUACUCGAUAGAGCCCGGUGCUGGAUUUCUUUUAAAAAUGUUCCGUAUUUAUGAUUGAAAUGUAAAGGGUGUUGUUAAUCGUUUGGACGGUUGAGAUCUCCCAGUGGUCUGCUCCGUAUGUAACGCCAGUCUGUGAUGCUGGGCGUGCCGGUUCUGCUCAGACGGUACUGUAUGCACUAUACGUUAACAUAUUUAUUCUUAUUUAUGAUUAAUGCCUACGUGUAUUUAUUCACAGAUGAACAACCUCAGCUGAAAUGUCUACACACUUUUUGGCACUUUACAAAUACAGGGAUUUUUAAAUAUUAUUAUUAUUAUUAUUAUUAUUAUUAUUAUUGUUCAGGUGAUCGGACAUGACGUCUGUGUGUCUGUUGCACUUUUUGUCCAGGGGACAAAGUUUAUGGCCUGAGAUUUGGAGAAGGCGUGUGUAGGAUUUCAGCCUAUGCCAUUUUUUUUUUUUUUUUUUUUUUUUAAAUCUGUAUGUUCUAAUAAACAUUUCUUACACUGUG